Molecule: messenger RNA, 1385 nt
Organism: Poecilia latipinna (sailfin molly)
Lineage: Eukaryota; Metazoa; Chordata; Actinopteri; Cyprinodontiformes; Poeciliidae
Gene: bcdin3d
Product: BCDIN3 domain containing
Exons: 2
Coding region: 6-845 (279 amino acids)
Biological process (GO): negative regulation of pre-miRNA processing
Cellular component (GO): cytoplasm
Molecular function (GO): O-methyltransferase activity; RNA methyltransferase activity
Source: RefSeq, a predicted model, not a curated record
UUCAAAUGGCCGCGCCCACAGCACGCGUGAAAAUAAGAGAAAAACUAGUGGAACCCAUCUACGACAUUUCCACCCGGAAUCUUUUCUCAAGCACACACGUUACGAUGGCAACAUGUCCGAAUCUUAAAGACCCUGACGAUGCAGUAAACGACCCUGGUGCUGCUCCUUACGGAAACUUUAUAAACUAUUACAGCUUUAACCCUCCGGAAAACCGCUUGAGUCUGAUCCCAGCAACGCUCCUGCAGGAUUUAGGCUACAGGGACGGAGGGGACGAGCCCACGCUCAUCCUGGACGUGGGGUGUAACUCAGGGGACCUGAGUGUGGCCGUCUACAAGCAUCUUGUCCAGGAACCAGGGGAGAGCACAGUUCACCUUCUGGGGUUUGACUUGGAUGAAACUCUUGUUGAGCGCGCAGAGCAGACCAACCCUCUCCACAACAACAUCUCCUUCAUCCAGCUGGACAUCACUGAGGAAACCAACCAGCUGCAAGACUUCCUCAGCCAGCACAGCUGCUCCCACUUCCACCUGUGUCUGUGCCUGGCCGUCACCAUGUGGGUCCACCUGAACCACGGAGACUCGGGCCUGCUGCAGCUGCUGUCGCGCCUCGCCGCCAUCAGCAGCCACCUCCUGCUGGAGGCUCAGCCCUGGAAGUGUUACCGAUCUGCAGCCCGCCGCCUCAGGAAGCUGGGCCGCUCGGACUUCGAUCACUUUAAGACCCUGAAGAUCCGCGGCGACGUUGCAGAACACGCCACGGAGCAUUUGGAGAGACACUGCGGCAUGGAGCUCAUACGGAGCUUCGGCAGCACCGCAUGGGACCGGAAGCUGCUGCUUUUUAGACGGAGAUGAGUUUUAUGGAUUUAUGGCUUUUAAAACCCCAGUUCUUUGGGACGUAAACAAACAAAACCAAGGUUAACAGUUUCCGCCGUAAACGCAACAUAUUCUAUGUAAUUUAACAGAAAAAACAAUCUUUUUGGUAAACGAUGAAGAAAAGUGGCAUUAGUGUACCAUGUCGUUUUAUGAUGGGAGGAAGCAAUGCAGAAUUACUCACUACAAUCAAGUGACUGACUGACUCCAAAUAAAUUCCUGCUCUUCAAGUUUUUUGUCACAUCUUCCAAAACUAUACGCUGAUUUCAUUAUCAAGAAGUAUCUGCCAGAGGAUAUGUAUAAAUAAUUUCAAUGGUAUUAGUUAAAAAUAGAACAUAGUGAAGACGGUAAUAAAAAAACAGAAAAUAUUUAUUUCAAAAAUACUUUGUUCAUCCCAACGGUAAAUUAAAUGUAACUAAUUUCGUUAAGGAGUUAUUGUUUGUACUGAUGAUGGUGAUGCUGUGGGCAGGAAGGAUCUCCUUUAGCAGCCAGUCUUCUAAUAAAUAUGAAGAAACCUCUGAC